AUGCAUUUCAAUGAACCAAAGGACCAGUUCUUAGAUGUAAUCUAUUGGGGCCGACAGUUAUUGGCUAUACUUAUGGGUCUAAUUUGGGGUUAUCUGGGAUUGACUGGAAUAUUAGGAUUAAGUUCUUUCGUGAUCUCCAACUCAAUCGCUGUUUAUAUCUAUUCAAUUAAUUUUAAUGUCGAGAACGACGAUGUGAUGCAAGACGUGAAGGAAGGCUUUAUGACAUCUUUCGCCUCAUUCCUGGUGUCGUGGAUUUUGAUAUACUCUGCGCUUUACUUUUAA
This is a messenger RNA of Oppiella nova, 282 nucleotides long. NCBI's taxonomy places the organism in Eukaryota, Metazoa, Arthropoda, Arachnida, Sarcoptiformes, Oppiidae. The record is from the annotation of a GenBank genome assembly.